Messenger RNA from Cucumis melo (muskmelon), 2416 nucleotides. RefSeq names its product protein MIZU-KUSSEI 1-like. The coding region runs from base 1265 to 2098 and encodes 277 amino acids. NCBI's taxonomy places the organism in Eukaryota, Viridiplantae, Streptophyta, Magnoliopsida, Cucurbitales, Cucurbitaceae. The record is from RefSeq and is a predicted model, not a curated record. The transcript is spliced from 7 exons. Gene Ontology annotation, biological process: hydrotropism.
GUUCAAUCCGCCGGGUCUCUGUACUUUGUUCUUUCCGAUUCGAUUCAGUAACCUAUGGCUUCUCAGUUGGAAGUUUGUUGAUGCUCGAUUGCUGUAGAAAUGAUGGACACUGCAGUGCACACCGUGAGAAAGUUUUCAGAGAGGAGAGGAUGCUCAAAGGCUUCAGGACAUGUGUGGAGAGUGUUUUCAAAAAACAGUUUUCUACGGCUUGAUCAUUAUUGUUGUUGUAAUUUGGUUCUGCGAGGGUGAAGUGGAGCACUGCAGUAUUGCAGUUGUGUGGACCGAGAGGAAGAAGCAUUGCCUGAGCAGCAGAGAAUGUUUGCAGGAGGGCACAUGCAAUAAUAAUCGGUGGAGCCCCUGCUCCUAGUACUUGAGAGCCAGAGCUUGAUCAAAAUUUAGAGAGUUAACUAAAGGAGUUUAACAGAUUAUGCAAAUACUUGGAAAAAACUGUACGAAAUCAGUUUGCAGUUUCUGAUCUUAUAAUGCGCUGAUCGAGCUUGAGUUACAUCCCCCAGUUGAGAUCCAACUACAUCAUUACAAUGAGUUCACAUCGGUCGGUCAACGAAAUAAAAAAAGGCUUUGUCAAUACAUGAGGGCAAGUAGUUAGAGCAGAUAACCUCACCGCCUGCAUUCUAACGAGAUUUUGAACGAUAUAAAUCAAAAGGGGAGUCAAUGCCAUAAUGCAGUUGAAAGGAGGUGUCAGUUACAGAAGUUGGUAGAAUGUAUACUCUACAACCAGCAAAGGCCAUGAGAUUUCAGCAACACUAUCAGAUAAGCAUUACGUCAUCUCUUAUGAUACUUUGCAUCUUCAUAAGACACAUCACAGAAUUAUUCAGAGGUUGCAUUUUCCGACCAAUGUUCACUGUGAACAGUGUUGUCUCCACUCUUUUUCUCGAUCCUCGGCUCCCAUAAUUUUACUCGUCUGAGAUUUUUGGGUCAAAAUGUAAAAGGGUCGGUCAAUUAAAAUCCCUACCAAUCCCUUCUCACUACCCACAAGAAAGUGAAAGAACACUCACUUUGUCGCCUCAGAUUCCUUUCUUUUCCAUUUUUAUGUCUCUCUCUUCCAUAUUUCGUAUGUCAGCUGGUGGGUCAGUGUGUGUUUCUUUUGUCAGGAUUCUCUUGCGCUGCCUAGAAAAUAAAGAAUUUUGAGUACUGCCCCCACAUACCAAAUUAAAGAGAAGAGCGCAGAAUCUCUUUCAUUCUUUUAUAUUCUCUCACUCACUCUCUUCUCCAAUAUUUCCUGCUAUCUUUCUUUGCUUUUCAUAUGAAGACGGUCAUGGAUUCCUCCUCCUCCAGAAGACAUUUCCACUGGACCCAGAAGGUAGGUAGUGAAGAAGAAGACGAUCAAUGCCCACUCCCAACUCUCAAGCCCUCCUCCGAACCGGCCGAGCUGGAAGAGGUGAAGAAAAAAAACAGAGUCGUCUCUCCAGAGCCGCAGUCGCAGCGACCGCAUACCGCAGCCCAACCACAAAGGAGGAAGAUGCCGGCCGUUGCAGUUGCGCGGUUGCGUUCGGUUCUCACGGUUUUUGCCAAAAAUCGGUCGACCCUUUCACCAGGACUGGGUUCUCGGGUCAUCGGAACCCUUUUCGGCUCUCGGCGUGGCCAUGUUCACUUCGCAUUUCAAAGGGACCCUAACUCGGAACCUGCGUUUUUGGUAGAACUUGCGACGCCUAUUAGUGGCUUGGUUAAAGAAAUGGCGUCUGGGUUAGUCCGAAUUGCGUUGGAAUGUGAUAAAGAGAAAGAAGGAGAAAAGAAAGCAAUGAGACUUCUAGAACAGCCUCUCUGGAGGACAUUUUGCAAUGGAAAGAAGAGUGGUUUUGCUACAAGGAAGGAUUGUGGUGUUAAAGAGAUGAAAAUCCUCAAGGCCGUGGAGCCAAUUUCUAUGGGUGCGGGUGUUCUACCAGGAAACUAUGAAGCGGAAACCGAAUCCGCGGGAGCUGAAUCGCCUGAAUCUGAAGCCUGUUCUGAUAAUGAAAUUAUGUACAUGAGAGCCAAAUUUGAGAGAAUUGUGGGUUCUAGAGAUUCUGAAGCUUUCUACAUGAUGAACCCAGAUAGCAAUGGAACUCCUGAACUCAGUAUCUAUCUUCUUAGAGUCUAAUUAAGGUGCAGCCAUGAAAGCUCUGGGUCUUGCUCAUUUGCAAAAGAAUUUAGUCAAGCCUUGAUGGAGCCUAGCUAGCUACAUUUCUCCAUAACCUUACUUUUGUUUUUAAUUUUCCUUUUUCCUUUCUGAUCUUUUGGGAAAAUGGUUAGUGGGUUUAUUGUAUUUUGUUAGAGUAGGUGGGGGGGCAAUACAUUAUAACAUGAUGGGAGGAGGGGCCAUGAAGGUGUAUAUGUAUAGUUUUUUGUUCAGUCCUUUAUAUUUGAUAAGACAAGGUGGGUGUUGCAAUCAAAUGAUUGUCUUUGCAUUUUGGUUAAA